UCAACUUCCGGUAAACCACAUUGUGCAUGCCGCUAAUUCUCUCUCGAUCAUUCUCACGAGUCUCCAUUAUAUAUUGUUAAAGUUUAAUACAAGCCGGUUAAUCAUAAACGAUAAUUAAAUUAUUAUUAUUAUUAAUUUAACAUUUUAAAUAAUUAAAAGAACAAUGGGUAAACCACAAAACGGAAAAAAAAAUGGUGCACAAGGCAUGUCUCCAGCCAAGGCCAUUCAACAGGGACAAGUCAAAAAAAAUAAGCAAGAAAAAAUCAAGAAAACACCAGUUGGUAAAGUUCAAGUAAUUAGUAGCAAAGUCAUUAAUGGCAAAACAAAUGGUAAUGCUGUUGAUAAAAAACAAGCCAACAAUGCAUCACCAGCUAAAAAACAACAACAAAAUAAUCAAUCACCAAAAAAAAAUAACAACAACAACAAAAAAAAUAAUAAUAAAAAUCAAAAAAAUGUACCAGCACAAAAACAAAAUAAAAAAAAUACAAAAGCUGCUGUUGUUGCUGAAGAAAAAGAUGAUGAUGAUUCAGAAGUAAGUGAUAUUGAUGAAAAUUGUCCAGCAGUACCAGAAAUUGUAAGUGAAGAAGAAGAAGAUGAUACUGAUUCAGAUUCUGAUGCAGCAACUGCACCUACACCAGAUAUUUUACUUGGUCAAAGUCUUGCUGAAGAUACUGAUGAAGACGAUGAAGAUUUUGAUGAUGAAGAGGAGGAAAAAAAAGUUGUAUCUAAAAAUGGUAAAAAAAUGGGAGUUGAACCAUUCAAAGGUAUUAAAGUUGCUGAAGCUGAAGACAGUGAUGAUGAUGAAGAUGAUGAUGAGGAUGAUGAUGAUGAUGAUGAUUUAGAUACAACUGGUGCAUCAUCUGUUAAUUCUUCAAUGCUUACUACUGAGGACGAUGAUGAAGAUGAUGACGAAGACGAUGAUGAUGAUGAAGAUGACGAUGAUGAAGACGAUGAAGAUGAUUCUGGAUUAAAAGCUCUUAUUGGUGAUAGCAUUCUUGACUCUGAAAAUGACGAAGACUUUGAAGAAAAUGAAGAAGAUGAUGAUGAAGAUGACGAUGAUGAAGAAGAAGACGAAGAAGAUGAUGAUGAAGAAGUUGAUGACAAAGAUCUCAAUCAAAGUGCAACAUCAAUUGUUGAAGAUAAAAAUGGAAAAGUUCAACUUUUAACAAAAGAAGACAAAGCUGAACAAGACGCUAGAACAAUAUUCAUUGGUAAUGUACCAAUUGCUGUUGAUGAAAAAAAAAUAAAAGCAACAUUCAGAACUUUUGGACCAAUUUAUACUGUUCGUAUUAGAGGAGUUAUUCCAGAAUCACCAAAAGUAUCUAAAAAAGUUGCUGCAAUAACCAAAAAAUUCCAUCCAAAAGCAACAGCAAAAUGUGCAUUUGUUGUUUUUAAAUCAGUUGAUUCUGCUGACAAAGCAUUGUCACUUAAUGGUACUCAACUUGAGGGUAAUUGGUUGAGAGUUGAUAAAACCAACGCUGAUCGUCCAGUUGAUCCAAAAAAAGCUGUAUUCCUUGGAAAUUUACCAUUUAACCUUGAAGACAAUGAUCUUUGGGAAAUGUUCAACAAAUGUGGUAAAAUUGAUUGGGUACGUACAGUCCGAGACCGUAUUACUGGUUGUUGUCGUGGAUUGGCAUACAUCAACUUUGUCAAAGAAGAUUCAGUUGCUUUGGCAUUAAAUUUGAAUGGACAAAAAAUUAGAAAUCGUGAAAUGCGUGUAACACCAUACAAAAUUACUGAAAGAAAACCAAAACGUGCACGUUCAUCUGAUUCAACUGGUUCAUCACCAGCUAAAAAAACAAAACGUGAAAUUGCUAUUGCAACACACAACAGUAAAAGUGCUGAAAAACGUAAAAAUAACAACAACAACAAACGUUCACAAGGACAAAAACAAAGAUCAAUGAGUGCUGAUGGUCAAACAACACAAGCAACAACACAAGCAUCACCAAAAGCUUCACCAAAAGCCAAAAAAACAUUCCAAGGACAAAAAGCUAACAAUAAAAAACCAUUCAAAAAAGGAGCAAACAAAUUUGAAAAACAAAAGAAAAAUAUGGCUGCUAAAUUAACAGCUAAACCUAAAAAACCUGUUGAAAAUUAAUAUCAUAAACAUCAAUAAAUCUCAAUCAUUAACAUAAUUUUUCUUUUUUUAAAUAAACACAAGUCUUGUUAAAAUUAUCAUAUAUUUUUCACAAUUUUUCAGUCCAACUUAAUUUA
Molecule: messenger RNA, 2214 nt
Organism: Aphidius gifuensis
Lineage: Eukaryota; Metazoa; Arthropoda; Insecta; Hymenoptera; Braconidae
Product: RNA-binding protein 34-like
Exons: 3
Coding region: 164-2098 (644 amino acids)
Molecular function (GO): RNA binding
Source: RefSeq, a predicted model, not a curated record